Tupaia belangeri chinensis (Chinese tree shrew) is the source of this 515-nucleotide messenger RNA. RefSeq names its product CD209 antigen-like protein A. The transcript has 5 exons. The record is from RefSeq and is a predicted model, not a curated record. Lineage: Eukaryota; Metazoa; Chordata; Mammalia; Scandentia; Tupaiidae. The coding region runs from base 1 to 495 and encodes 164 amino acids.
AUGGCUGAUGUACACUACUUCUAUGUGAAGUCGCAGGGUGAAGGUGAGGGGAUUAUGGCUGAUGUACACUACUUCUAUGUGAAGUCGCAGGUAAAGCCAGCUCGUGAGAUGCAGAAUCAAAGAGGUUUUCAGAACUGUUCUGGAGACAAAAUGUCAGGUGUAGAAGACUUCCAAGCAAAAAAUACUUCCUCACCAGUAAUUGAAGGCCACUCAGCUUUAUCACCUGGUGGAGAGCACAUCUGUAAAUCAUGUCAUGGAAAAUGGUCCUGCUGUGGAGAGAAGUGUUACUAUUUUUCACAAGAACAGAAAACUUGGCAUGACAGUAAGAAGGCAUGUGAAGGCAUCGGUGCCAGUCUCGUCAAGAUUGACAGCAAGGAGGAGCAGGAGCACAUUCAAUCACAAGUUGGAUAUAUUUCUUGGGUUGGAUUAUAUAAAAAAGGAGAUAUGUACCCGUGGACAUGGCUGGAUGGCUCACGUCCUUCUCAGAAGCUGUAAGUUCUCAUUUCGUAGUCUUC